Molecule: messenger RNA, 2109 nt
Organism: Eucalyptus grandis
Lineage: Eukaryota; Viridiplantae; Streptophyta; Magnoliopsida; Myrtales; Myrtaceae
Product: probable disease resistance protein At4g27220
Exons: 6
Coding region: 1-2109 (702 amino acids)
Molecular function (GO): ADP binding
Source: RefSeq, a predicted model, not a curated record
AUGUUAUGGAUCACUGCGUCACAGGAUUUCAAAACGCAAAGGCUACAAGACGCCAUUGGGAAGGAACUAGGUUUGGGCAUACUACAAGAAGAGGAUGUGAGGAAACGAGCAGCAAUGUUGUAUGAUUGUUUAACGAAAAGAGGCAAAUCUACAAUAAUCCUCGAUGAUGUGUGGGAACGGUUUGAUCUUAAAGAGGUGGGAAUCCCAGAUGGAAUUAAGUUGGUCUUAACCACUCGAUCCUUCGAGGUAUGCCGCCAGAUGCAAUGUCAAGAAAUGAUAAAAGUAGAACCUCUAUCUCAUACAGAAGCUGAGAGUUUAUUUUUGGAGGAGCUUGGAUCCGAAGUGGCCCUUGAUUCAAAAACUAGAACGGUUGUAGAGUCCAUUGUUCAAGAAUGUGCAGGAUUGCCACUUGCAAUCAUCACAAUGGCAAGAAGCAUGCGAGGAGUGACCGAUGUGUAUGAAUGGAAUGAAUGCUUGGAGAAAUUGAGAGAAUCAGAUAUGGGGCAAACAGAUAUGGAAAAGGUGGUCUUAAAGAAACUAGGAUUCAGUUACAAUCGCCUUGGUAAUCAUGAAAUCCAACAGUGUUUUCUAUCUUGUGCACUUUAUCCAGAAGAUGAACGGAUUGAUAAGUUCGAGUUGAUAGAAUUCUUUAUUGACCAAGGAUUGAUUUGUCGAUUGAAUACAAGGGAGAAACAAUAUGUCAGAGGCCUCACCAUACUAAACAAACUGGCAAAUGUUUGCCUAUUGGAAGUUCAUGGGAGCACGAUGAAGAUGCACGAUUUGAUUAGAGACAUGGCAUUGCACAUCAUGAGUGUGACUUCAAUUGUAAAAGCAAGAAAGGGGUUGCGAAGGAUACCAUCCGAAGAAUAUUGGACGAAUGCUUUUAAGAAGAUAAAUAACCUUCACUAUUACAAUCUCAAGGUGGGUCAACAAGAAUUCAAGGAUUUUGAUCAAGUAUUGAGAGCAAUCAAUUGCGACGGUACAACAAAUUUGUCUGACGUGAGUCUGCUUGAAAACCUUGAGAAGCUAAUAAUAGUCAAAUGGAAAAACUUGCGAGUGCUCAGUGGAGGACAAGAUCAAGAAAUAAUCGACAUCUGUGACUCUCGUGCCCUAGCCCCAACCCCUCUCCUCUUCCCAAGCCUUAGGGUUUUGAUAAUAAGGAAAUGUCCAAAACUGAAGUAUCUCUUUGGGCACGGGCCUAAAUUCUACCUUCCACAUUUACGAGAGAUUGCAAUACAUGACUGUGAGGAAAUGGUGGGGAUAACAUCGCCACCACCGCAACUGGCCCCAGACCUUCCUAGUCUAGAAGAGAUAUAUGUUUGGAGGUGUGAUAAAAUGAAGAGAGUGGUGGAAUCUGAGUGGCUGCCCCACUUCCCUAAUCCGCGAUAUAUCAAUUUACUCUAUUGUGAGAACAUGGAGGAGAUUAUCAGAGGUCCUCCCCCAUACAUGCCAGUUGAAGAGAUUUCUUUGGGACGGCUUUCGGUAGAAAAGUGCUAUAACAUGAGAAAGUUGUUUUCCCAUGAGUGGCUGCUCCAUCUUCAAAAUCUUCAAAAUAUCAGUGCCAUAGGCUGCAAAGGAAUGGUGGAGAUGAUAAGCGGCGUGGGACAAGACCAAGAAGGAAGCAUAACGACUCCUGUAAACAACAUCCCUCCAUCCUCUUGGUCUUCAAUUUCUCUCCCAAAGCUGAAGCGUUUGUGGCUAUGCAAUCUACCCCGGCUGAAGAGCAUAUGCGAAGUCCCAAUAACUUGCGAUUCCAUGGAACAUUUGAAGGUGAUCAAAUGCCCAGAGUUGAACAGGAUCCCUUUGCAACUGCGAUUCCUUGAUAUUGAGGACCUUCCAUUUAUUGAGGUGGAAGGAUCGUCCGCCAAGAAGAAGUUCCCAUAUGAAUUACUUUUCUUCACAUCUUGUACCGGCGGAGUCCUUUACGGGGCAGUGGAACUUGGAGAUGUCGGGCGGGCAGGGCUGAACCUGGGCAAAGGAGUGCGGGCAGUAGGUGCUGAAGAUGAUUUUCGGAGAUUCGUGUACAUUGUUGAAGGAUCUGCUGCCGUCGAGUCAGUAGAUGAGAAAACUCCUGUUGCUUCAUCAACCAUUCCUUCUAUCAUAUCUUGA